CUGUGCUCCAGAAGUCCCUCCGACCCUCAGCUGCUGUCAGACCAACGGAGCCAUGCUGCUGCUGAAGCUGUGCGGCUGGAUCCUGGCCCCCCUGUGGGGCUCUCACCUGUGUUGGGCUUUUGUCUUUGGGCGACCCAAGCGUUCAGGAGAAGAUGGGACUGCAGCCAGGGCAGAGGCACGCUCCGGGGUCCAGUACAUACCAACCUCUGGCUCCUGCAGGAACCGCUGCUUUGAGCUGCUGGAGGCGGAGCCCCCAAACUGUCGCUGUGACAACCUGUGCAGGACAUACAACAGCUGCUGCUCCGACUUCAGCACCCUCUGCCUGCGGACAGAGGGUGGCUAUGAAUGCAGCAAGGAUCGAUGUGGCGAGACCCGAAACGAGCAGCAUGCCUGCCACUGCUCCGAUGACUGCCUUGCCAGAGGAGACUGCUGCACCAACUACAAGAAACUCUGCAGAGGAGAAACUCCAUGGCUGCAGGAUGACUGUGAGGAAAUCAAGGCCCCUGAGUGUCCUGCCGGGUUUGUGCGUCCACCGCUCAUCAUCCUAUCGGUGGAUGGCUUUAGAGCUUCCUACGUGAAGAGAGGGAACGCUGUCAUGCCCAACAUUGAAAAACUCCGAACCUGUGGGACCCAUGCCCCCUACAUGAGGCCUGUUUAUCCCACUAAAACCUUCCCCAACCUCUACUCAAUAGCAACUGGUCUGUAUCCAGAGUCUCAUGGCAUCGUUGGGAACUCCAUGUAUGAUCCAAUAUUUGAUGCAACAUUUAACCUGAGGAGCAAAGAGAAACUGAACCAUCGCUGGUGGGGAGGACAGCCGAUCUGGAUCACAGCCCUCAGACAGGGACUGAAAGCUGCCACCUUCUUCUGGCCUGUGGCCAUUCCUCUGGAGAGGAGGAUCCUGACCCUGCUGCAGUGGCUCCACCUCCCUGAAUCCCACAGGCCCGACGUUUAUGCCAUGCACUCUGAGCAGCCGGACACCUAUGGACACAAAGUGGGCCCAACCAGCACAGAUUUGAACAAUCCUCUGAGGAUGGUCGACCGGAUCGUGGGCCAGCUGAUGGACGGACUCAAACAGAUGAAACUGCACCGGUGUGUCAACAUCAUCCUGGUGGGAGACCACGGUAUGGAAGAGGCUCACUGCGAGCGAACAGAGUUCCUUAGUAACUACCUGAGCACAGUGGAAGACAUUAUCCUGAUACCCGGCUCUCUUGGCAGAAUCCGCUCCAGAUUUCCCAGCAGCCUCAGAUAUGAUCCCAGGGCUGUAGUUGCCAAUCUAACGUGUCGGAGGCCAGAGCAGCACUUUAAGCCAUAUCUGAAACAGCAUCUGCCCAAAAGACUGCACUAUGCCAACAAUCGGCGGAUUGAGGACAUUCACCUGCUGGUAGACAGGAAGUGGCAUAUAGCCAGGAAGGUCCCUGAGGGGAGAAGGCCCUGCGGCUUCUCAGGAGACCAUGGAUACGACAAUAAGAUCAACAGUAUGCAGACUAUUUUCCUGGGCUACGGACCCAACUUUAAAUUCAAGACCAAAGUUCCUGCCUUUGAAAACAUUGAGCUUUAUAAUGUCAUGUGUGAUCUCCUGGGUCUGAAACCGGCUCCUAACAACGGAACCCAUGGGAGUCUGAACCACCUGCUGAGAAACCCCCCCUUUAGGCCCACCGUGCCAGGGGAGGUGUCCCGGCCGUCUGCAUCCAAUCUGGUUCCUCUGGUGACCGAUGACCUGGGCUGCAGUUGUGAUGAAAAGUUGCGUGUAAAAAGUAGAGGCCAGAGAGGUUUAAAGGUGACCCUUGUCCGAGGCUAUAACCUGGAGUCACUCUGGCUCUGUCUCUUACAGAACAAAGUGGAGGAGCUAAACCGGCGUUUGAGGCAAGCAAUUGAUGACAGCAGGAACCUGCCCCACGGACGCCCUGCUGUCCUCUUCAGGGCCAAAUACAGCGUCCUCCAUCACAGCGACUACAUCAGCGGAUACAGCGAGACUCUCCUCAUGCCGCUCUGGACGUCCUACACUGUCAGCAUACAGGUAGAGUCGUCUCCUCUGCCUGAAGCUCUGACCAACUGCCUCAGGCUGGACACCCGAGUCCCGCCUGCCUCCAGCCAGUCCUGCUCCACAUACAGAGCAGAGAGACACGUGACGUACGCGUUCCUCUACCCGCCACAACUGUCCUCAACGCUGGAGAAGAAGCAGGAAGCCGUCCUCGUCACCAACACUGCGCCCAUGUAUCCUGCCUUUAAGAGGAUAUGGACCUACAUCCAGAGGGCACUGGUGAAAAAAUACGCCACAGAGAGAAACGGAGUCAACGUUCUGGUUGGACCGAUAUUUGACCACAACUAUGAUGGAGUCAGAGACUCGGCGGAGACCAUCAGAGACUGGUCCAGUGGAACCAUCGCCAUCCCAUCCCAUUACUUCCUGGUUCUGACCAGCUGCCUGGACUUCUCCCAGCCAGCAGAGUCCUGCAGCGGCCCGCUGAGCAGCGCCGCCUUCAUCCUGCCUCACCGACCGAGUAACAAGGAGACCUGCAACAGCUCUGAGGACGAGUCCCGCUGGGUGGAGGACCUGAUGAAGAUGCACACGGCUCGGGUCAGAGAUGUGGAGCUGCUCACAGGACUGGACCUGUACCGAAGAACCGGCCGCAGCUACGCCGAGAUCCUCUCCUUAAAAACAUACAUGCACACGUAUGAGAGUGAGAUCUGACCUCUGACCUCUGCUGCUGUGGGGAACGGAUGUGGAACCAGGAAGUCCUCCGUGGACCAGCAGCGCUGCUUUCAUCUCCAUCCGGUUUCAUCCAGUUCACUGAGCCUCCUGCUGGGAUGAAGAAGUAAAUCCUUCAUCUGCCUGCUUCAUGCGGUCUGACUGGUUCUAUCUGAGGGAUUUUUCAGCCUGACAGGAAAUCAGCUUUUUAUGUUUCUGGUUCCUCUAAUGGGAUCAGUGGAGGGCCACUGAUUUAACAAGGGGCGUGAUUACUUUUCCACAGAUUGGUUUGGAUGCUUCAAUAAUGAAAUUAUUAAUUAACA
This is a messenger RNA of Cyprinodon tularosa, 3009 nucleotides long. RefSeq names its product ectonucleotide pyrophosphatase/phosphodiesterase 2 (gene enpp2). Gene Ontology annotation, biological process: immune response; phosphatidylcholine catabolic process. Lineage: Eukaryota; Metazoa; Chordata; Actinopteri; Cyprinodontiformes; Cyprinodontidae. The coding region runs from base 53 to 2689 and encodes 878 amino acids. The transcript is spliced from 25 exons. Gene Ontology annotation, molecular function: alkylglycerophosphoethanolamine phosphodiesterase activity; phosphodiesterase I activity; calcium ion binding. The record is from RefSeq and is a predicted model, not a curated record.